Messenger RNA from Sclerotinia borealis F-4128, 2370 nucleotides. NCBI's taxonomy places the organism in Eukaryota, Fungi, Ascomycota, Leotiomycetes, Helotiales, Sclerotiniaceae. The record is from the annotation of a GenBank genome assembly.
AUGGCGCCAAUGAAAGAUACCACUAUCACCCCUAGCAGGAUAAGUAUUCCUCGGGUAGCCAAAAAUAAGCCGAAGGAAUCACCUGAACCCAUUCCGAAGACUACACCUAAAACAAUUAAGAAGGCUCCAGGCCGCCCAAAGAAACCCGUUGCCGCAAAAAUACCUACCACGAAAGCAAUUCCAGCUCGCGAUGGGAAAGGAAAAGGAAAGGAGACGGAGAUGACAACGCCGGAAGUGCUCUCGAAUUCUCCUCCCAGUGACGAAAUCAUACGUCAAGAAGCAACAUAUCAAAACCCGUUUUCCACAGAAAGCUCGCGCAACAAUACUGCAGCUCUUCUCUCUCAGUGGGAGGCUAUCAAUUCUCCUAUUCUGAAUUCUCCAGAAUCAGAAAAGCGGUUAGUUGACAGAACCCCGACGUCUAACAUGUCGAGUCUUGCAAAAUCCAAGCAUGAAAGAGCAUACUCCGCGUCACAAAGAGGGAGACAUAUUGCAAUUCCUCCACCAGCUUCGAAAGACAGAGGAGAGCAAACUGCUCAGCUUUUCGAGGCCAACAAACAACACCGCUUGGACUCCUUAGUGGAAGGUAAAUUUCCCGAUCCGACUUAUCCUCGGGCAAGUAUAUCUGGUGGGACUGAGCCUUCUCCUGGGUUUAGUACGGCCAUGGGGUUCAAAUACUCACCGGGCUUUGGGGGACCACACGGCUUUAAUAUGAGCCCGAAAAAUAAAUUUGGCUUUAAUACGACGCCAAACAGUUCUGCAGUGCCUGGAACUGAAGAUCCAUCCUUGGAACAGACUCAACCAGCCAAUCCAAUCGAUCGAGCCGAUCAAAUCAUUUCAGAUGCUGAUGUUGAUGCCGUUCCCAGUCAUCGUGUCGAUGGAAACGCUUUCACGGUUCCAGAUUCCGGAUCCCCAGUAAAUUGGCAAAACCUUCCGACAGAAUGGGAUAAUAAUUUUGUGGACUGGAAUCAGAACAGAUUCACUGGGCAGAACUAUGUCGGGUAUCAGCCAUUUCAGCACGGAUCAUUCAGAUACCCGCCAAACACACUAUCGUUCGCAAACCAAGCACCCCCACCAAUCUUACCGCAUGGAUCGUACCUUGGACCUAUGUAUCCACAAUACCAUCCUCAUGAAACGCUAGAUUAUGGGACUACCGGUACUUGGACUGGACCAGCGAUUGCGACGCAGGUGCCAGGUGUCCCCCUUUUCCCUACAAAAGUAAGCGACAACUCAGAGCUCAUGGAUAUCAAAGAAAGUAGGAUGACACGAGGGAAAACUAUUUUUGUACCAGGAGGAAGGAUAGUCAAAACAACUACCACAGUGUUUACACCCACUGGCGAGGAGAAAAAGAAGGGCAAGAAUGUAGAGAGGGCGCCAGAAGACAAAGUUGGUAUAGUGGUAGUAGAUAAAGAGGGUAACGUUGAUGUUGAGUCCGGAGAUUGGCUAGCAGGAUUUAACAGGAUCGAAGGAUGGGAGGUAGAAGCGUUACUCAGUCGUAAUAGAAGGAGGUGGCCAAAUAAAAACAGGAAUGGAGUUACGAAAAAAGUCAUCACGAAGAACCAUACCCUUAAGAAAGCUGCGCCAUCGAAGAAAGAUUCUACCGCACCUAAGUCUACACCUAAGUCUCCUACAACUGAAUCUAAUUUAGAUUAUAUCUCCUUUGACCUUCCGCCCCUCCCUAAAUCUACCCGAUCACGAGCCACGAGAAUAUCGAAAUCGGUUCCUGAACCCGCCAAGAAUGCAACAGUAUCCAAAGCCAAUCGAGUAACAGGAGCGACCCAAGCAAAGAAAACCUCUGUCCCUUCCCUCAAAGCUAAUUCAAAAGCUAAAACCAAAGCAUCAACGCUAACAACACCCUCCCAACCCCAAGCCGCCGCUCGCAAAACUGUCAAACCAACGUCGACCCCAGCUAGUAAAGUCCGUUCAGCAAGAUCAUCUUCCACCAAACCAUCUCCCACACCCGCCAAAACGAAAGCCCCUAAAACCAAAUCCAGCACCAAAUCCAGCACCAAAUCUGCAACCUCAAAAUCCACAGCCGCAACACCCACAGCCGCAACACCCACAACCGCACCUGCAAAGACGCCAGCCAAAAAAUCAGCUCUUUCCUCUGGCUCAAACCCCACCGCCUCAAAGGCAAGAAAACCCGAGAAAAGCGCACCCAAAACUGGAGCGUUGGAGACAGUCAAUACCCGUGACCUCGAGGAGCAAGUCAAAAUAUACCUUUCCCUUGCCGACAAAGCAGCCAAAAAUGCAGGGCGACUCCGUGGGAAAGGCGCUGAGCGAGCUGCUAAGGAUUUUGAAGCGUUGAUGGGGUUUGUGGAGGAUGGGUGUAAAGAGUUGGAGAGGCGGGGGGUAGACUUCAGAGGAGAGUGA